Molecule: messenger RNA, 3579 nt
Organism: Amphibalanus amphitrite
Lineage: Eukaryota; Metazoa; Arthropoda; Thecostraca; Balanomorpha; Balanidae
Product: kelch-like protein 17
Exons: 14
Coding region: 147-2066 (639 amino acids)
Molecular function (GO): protein binding
Source: RefSeq, a predicted model, not a curated record
AGAGCGGUGGGCGGUGCGGGCGGUGUCGGGCGGUGAGCGGAGUGACCGCGGACGAACCGGGACGUGCAGCUGCCGCGGGAAGGGUGUGAGAAACCAUUCAUCGGAGACCACAGAACUGCUGAAGCUGUUGCUGACAACCUGCAACAAUGAGUGUCGCCUCGUGGGCCACACAGCCGAGUCCCGGCUCACCCACGACUCCGCUGGAAAACAGCUUUUUCUCAGCACCGGAACACUCGAAGACACUGCUUCAGGUCAUGCACAAGAUGCGGUCAAACUCACAGCUGUGCGACGUGGAGUUUGUUGUCGGCGACCUGAAGAUCAACGCGCACCGAAUCGUUCUGGCGGCCUGCAGUCCCUAUUUCAGCGCCAUGUUCACAAAUGACCUGGCGGAGAAGCGCCAGUGUCAGAUCACCCUUCACGACAUCGACGCUCAUGCCAUUCAGCUGCUGGUAGACUUCGCCUACACUGGAGAACUGCAAAUAUGCGAGGACAAUGUUCAGGCCCUGUUGCCCGCCUCCAGUCUACUGCAGCUCACCGGUGUUAGGGAGGCGUGCUGCUACUUCCUGCUCAAACAGCUGCACCCCUCCAACUGCCUCGGAAUACGCAGCUUCGCAGACACCCAUUCCUGUGACGAACUUCACAUACGCUCUCACAAAUUCGCGCUGCAGAACUUCCAAGAAGUGUGCGGCACUGAGGAGUUCCUGUUUCUGCCCUUCAAACAGGUGAACGAGCUGAUUGCCAGCAACCAGAUGAACGUGGCGGACGAGGAGACGGUGUUCCGAUCCGUGGUCAAAUGGGUGCGGCACGACGAGGCCGAGAGGAAACAGCACGUGGCAGAGCUGAUGUCGCACGUGAAGCUGCCCCUGCUCUCGCGCGACUUCCUAGUCGGUACUGUGGACCAGGAGCCACUGCUGCGAGAGGACGCCGCGUGUCGCGAGCUGCUGCUGGAGGCCCUGAAGUACCACCUGCUGCCAGAACAGAGGGCCUCCAUGGUGUCCUCACGGACCACGGACAGACGACCGGACGCCGCCGCGCCCUACCUCUUCGCUGUCGGCGGCGGCAGUCUGUUCGCGGUCCACUCCGAGUGCGAGGUGUACAACCCGCGCCUGGAGCGGUGGCUCUCGGUGGCCAGUAUGAACACGCGCCGCUCGCGGGCCGGCGUGGCCAGCGACGGCCGCCUCCUGUACGUCAUCGGCGGCUACGACGGCAGCGGCGACCUCAACACGGCCGAGAGCUACAACCCGCUCUCCAACACCUGGAGCUACGUGACGCCGAUGGGCGCCAAACGCAGCUGCUUCGGCGCGGCGGGCCUCAACGGACUCAUCUACUGCUGCGGAGGGUACGACGGCGCCUCGUGUCUGAGCAGCGUAGAGCGGUUCGACCCCCUGGCCGGCACCUGGUCCUCUCUGCCCCAGAUGACCUCACGCAGACGCUACUGCCGACUCGCCGUCCUGGAUAACUGUUUGUACGCCAUCGGCGGUUUCGACUCGGCCUCCUACCUCAGUACCGUGGAGCGUCUCGAUCCCAGGAUGAACAAGUGGACCAGCCUGCCGCCCAUGUCCAGCAGGCGGAGCAGCUGCGGCGUGGAGACGGUGGGCGACUGGCUCUACUGUGUCGGCGGUAACGACGGAACAAUGUGCCAGGCCACCGGCGAAAAGUUCAGCCUCCGCAGAAACACAUGGGAGACCAUCGCCAGCAUGCAGUCGCGCAGGUCCACCCAUGAGCUGAUCCACGUCAGUGGCCGUCUGUACGCCGUGGGUGGCAACGACGGCAGCUCCUCCCUCAACACGGUGGAGAGCUACGACGACCGUCUGAACCGGUGGAAGCAGGAGCCGCCGAUGGCGUGCCGGCGCAGCUCGGUCGGCGCCGCCGUGCUGCACUGUGUCAGCCUGGAGCGCCUGUUACGGGGCAAACAGUGGAGCGCCACGCCCAUGUCGACCUCUCUGACGGCGGCCUCGGCCCUGAACGGCCGGCCCACCAGUCUGUGUGUGCGAGCCCGGGACACCGCCUCAGACAAGUCGCGCCGGGAGCGGCGCCUCGACUCUGCUCACCGCGGCACCUUGUGAUGGGCGCUCUCGCGCUGCCUCUGCAGGCCCGUCUGCUAGCGACAUCGCGCGGCGGCAGAGCGAAGCUCGAGUGAUGGGGUCGGCCGACAGGCGGGCUCUGUGCACCGGAUUGAGAAGCACUCGGAGGCAGCACGAAUUUGUUUGUUUUUGUUUUCAAGUGACAUGAAUUGACGAUUCCAUCUUCACACUAUGUGCUGACUUGUUAGCACAACAGGUCUUCUAGUACCAGAAAUAGGAACUGGAUAGUUAUCAAACAUAAAACAUGAUCUUAGAGCGAAUCAGAUACCUACACUUUAAAAACGACAAUACCAAUCAUCUUGACCAUAGACUUCUCAAAUCUCACAAGUAAUCCUACUUCAACCUCCGAUCCCUCUGAUCUAUCCUCGGGACACUAUAAUCCUCAACACUCCAGCGUUGAUCUGUAAUCAUCGCCCAUCGGAGAAGCUUUGAUCAGAGCACGCCACCAAAUAAGCAAUAUGGAUUCCACUACUCAUCACCUAAAUAUUCAUCAACCCAGAACGGACUCUAAAAUUUGACCUCGAAUUGCCUUAGCCUUUCUAUGAAUCACUCACAAAAAACGACAAUAGGGGCGUAACGAGUCCUUACUGCCUGAGCCACUGCCGAAUACGUGCGGUCAACGGGAGGGUACAAAAUGCGGCACAUCACAUGACACUGCCCCAGAAGCCGGGUGACUGACUGGAGCCCCUAUGUGAACGAUAGGUUGAUUUGAGAGGAUGUGAAUAACCCUAUCCAGCACCACCAUUGAUUCACGAUCAUGAAUUUCAUGCGGGUAGAGCUUCAUUUGUAUCCCAUGGAUCCUUAUUUUCUUUCUAUGUUUCCCCUUUUUUCCUUUUCUUCUUUUUCUAUUUUUUUUUUCUAAACGAAAGAACUUUACCAAGCACCUAACCCAGAAUAAUACGUUGCAUUGCGUGUUUCCUAAGCAAGGUGUGUGCGCCCGAUAAGCCCAACGUCUUGUCUGUCAAAUGUGGUUGGGUGCCGUAUGAAAGUUUUCAUACAAUCCUAAUAGAACAACCAACACUAUCAACAGCUGGAAUGUCAGAACCUCAGUCAGCCUGUCAGAACCGCCGUUGUCCCUUCAACGCCAACUUCUUGCUGCUAUCCGACCAGCCCCUGCUGCUGAGGUUGUAGUUCGAAGCAGAACCCAAUUAUUGGAAGGAGCAUGUAUGCUUGCAUAUUGCCCUGUAUGUAUGUACAGUGAUUUGAUGUAAAGAGAGCCUUCCUGUCCUCGGUGUCACCUUUCGCGUGCAAAUGUAUAAUGCAUUGUAGUGUUUGCAUGUUGAGUUCAUGGUGCUGCCAAAUAAAGGUAUUUCCCUAUGUGGCAGCAAUGGCACAUUGGUGGCGCACACGUGACAAUUGUGGUACGGUUUUGGCGCCAAGAGUUGACCUCUGGUGACCGGUGACCUGAGGUCAACAGACUGGUCUGGAGUGUGGCUGAAGAAGCAUUGAUACUGUUGCUAUUUACCUUGUUAUUAAUAUACCAUGUAAUUGUCAA